AUGGAUAAUCCUCGAUGGAAAACUAUUCUAUUCUUGACAUUAUGUUUUCAUUUAUCGAUAGCUACAGACUUGGAUGUAAAAAGAUUACAGUUCGUUUGAAAAACUAAAAGAAUUUGAGAAUAGUACCGAUUAUAUUUCAGAAAAGAUGCGUACGAUAUGUUUAUGCACGGAUACAAUUCCUACAUGAACUACGCGUUCCCGGCCGAUGAGCUCAUGCCAUUAUCUUGCAAAGGAAGAGUACGUGGUGUGACUCCAAGCCGAGGAGACGUGGACGACGUUCUCGGAAAGUAAGAUCAGAAUUUAAUUUUUAACGAUUAUCGUGUUUUGUUCCAGUUUCUCGGUCACUCUCCUGGACAGUUUGGACACGCUCGUGGUACUCAACGAGCUGGAUGAAUUCGAAAAAGGAGUGAACUUGGUCAUUGAGCAUGUUCGUUUCGACUCCGACCUAGUCGUCAGUGUUUUCGAAACGAAUAUCAGAGUAUUGGGCGGAUUGAUCUCAGGUACGGACUUCCUCAAAAUAUCUGCCUGACAGGUGAAAUUCCAGCUCACGUAAUGGUCGAUCUUGUGAGAGAGAAGUACCCAAAACGGCUCAAAAACUACGAUGGACAGCUGCUCAAAAUGGCGACAGAAGUCGGAAAUAGGCUGCUGCCCGCGUUCAAUACAACGAGUGGACUGCCGUACAGCAGAAUCAACUUGAAAUACGGAAUGCAAGAUCAUUUGAAGAGACAGAAAGACACGUGCACGGCCUGUGGUGGGACUAUGAUUCUCGAGUUUGCUGCAUUGACUAGAUUAACCGGAGACCCGAUGUACGAGAAAGUGGCCAAGAAGGCGAUGGAUUUUCUGUGGCAGCAAAGGCACCGAUCUUCCGAUCUGAUGGGAACUGUGCUCAAUGUGCACUCCGGAGACUGGAUCCGACGGGAAAGUGGCAUCGGUGCGGGCAUUGACUCGUACUACGAGUACACUCUCAAAGCGUACAUUCUUCUCGGAGACACAGACUAUCUGGAACGGUUCAACAAGCACUACGAAGCGAUUAAACGGUACGUGAGCAAAGGACCGCUGAUCGUUGACGUCCACAUGCACCGACCGACAGUGGCCACACGAGGAUUCAUGGACUCAUUGCUCGCUUUUUGGCCAGGGCUUCAGGUGUUAAAAGGAGAUGUCAAGGAAGCCAUUGAAAUGCAUGAAAUGCUAUUUCAAGUCGUUCAAAAGCACAAAUUCCUGCCCGAAGCGUUUACCCACGAUUUUCAAAUUCACUGGGCAGAGCAUCCGAUCAGGCCCGAGUUCGUGGAGAGCACUUACUUCUUGUAUCGGGCUACGAAAGACCCACAUUACUUGGAAGUUGCGGCACAGGUACUAUUUCAUGAACUUCAUUAAUGUACAACAUCAUUUAUAUUUAGAUAAUGGACAGCAUCAACCGGUACGUGAAAGUGCCGUGCGGCUUUGCGGCACUUAAGGACAUUCGAACGAUGAAGAAGGAAGAUCAAAUGGAAUCGUUCGUACUUUCCGAGACUUUCAAGUACCUCUACAUGAUCUUCACCGAUCCAGAGGAGUUGAUUUUCGACCCCGAUCACUACGUACUUACCACGGAAGCUCAUUUCUUGCCACUCAGUAUGGGAACGUCAGGAAACAGGAAAGGAAAUAGUCCACGAAGAAUGAUUCUGCGGUCCGACGAGCCAAAGAACAAAAACUACGUGUGUGCAAACCCAAUCGAUUUUACAAAGUUGCCCACAGAGAGGGAGGAAGCCCAAUUGAUAAGAGAGAAAACGAAAAUGCUAUUGGGAGAGAUUAGAACAUCACCAGUACCGAGUGGAAACAAUGUACUGCUCAAAUGUGAUUCUCCGUAAGUGAAGUGCAAACUCAUUUUCUUGAUAAGUUAAUCUGAGGAUAUGAGAGGAGAGCAAAGAAGAAUCAAAGUAACAUUCAGAGCCGAAAGGAUUAGAGCGUGGGCAUUCUCAACGACCAACAAGGACCAUCUGAAGCAACUUGCGAUGAUGGGCAUUGAGUUGGUCACUCUGAGCGACGGACGUCUUCAUCUCAGCCAUCAGUCAACCAAUGUAAGUCAUUACUGCAUUCAAACGCACGUUUUCACAAUUUGUCUCAUAGAAUGUCCCUAAGCCUUGAAAAAGAUGAAACACGUCGCUAGUUGUUGUUCCGACUAUGAAAAUGCAUGCGUUAUCUAUCAAUUUUGUUUGUUUCCGACGACUUUUUUCUUGGCAACACGCAAGCUUUCGUUCCGAUCUCAAAGUCUCUCUAAAUGUUCAAUAACAAUUCAUCAAGUAGAUUAGCCCCAAUUCACAACCACAAAGGACACCGGCCCAAAAACAAAUAUUGCGUGUUGCAGGGCAAAAAAGUCACGUCUGAAAUUGACAACAAACCUCUUUGUUGGGACGGAUCGCGAGGCGAUAGGGAGCUUAUCCCAGACGGCGGCUACUUUAACAACUUUUUCUACAUAGUUGACACAUUCGUCAUCUUCCUCGUCUACCUUUUUGCCUUCUUCGCCAUGUUCCUGUGUACUUCGUUUAGGAUUAAAAGAUCCGAGCCGUCUUCUCCCGAGGCGGCUCUACUCCGUCGAGCACGUUAUCGCCGUCGACAGUUUUAGAGUAACUCAUAGUGGCCUGAUAGACGAUACGUAAUCAAGCGGGUUCGCUACUUAUUCUAGAAAUCACGUGUUAUUCAUGUUCAUGAUCAUGCAAAACCUGGGUCCUUCUAGAAACUGAUACAAUUGUUGUGCCUUGCCAUCUGUAUGUUCUUCAUUCAAUAUCAUGUUUGUCUUCAACUCCAAUCAAAACCGUGUGAUAUCUUUUGUAACAUAAGCAUAAAAUGUUUUCAAUUCGAAAUAAACCUUCUUGUUUUUUUUCAAUCAAUAUAAUUCACAUUUAGGCACUCUCUCCGACUAUGGCGCAAUGGGGACGAGAAUUCAUGCAAGAGAUGCAGGAGUAUAUCGACAAUCCGACCUAUAGAAGUAAGAAAAAACUGAAUGUUUUCAAUCAAAUUCCGCGUUACUUUCAGUGGAUGUCCAAAUGCUGAAAAGCGAUCGAUAUGUUCAGAUCAUAAGUCCGCCGUUUUACGGAAAACCGACACUCGUCGGUAGUCCUGCUCAGUUUGGCCGAGAACCGACUCCGUCCAAUCUAAUCGUCGGCCGUGCAGUGAAAGCCAUUCCAUUUCGAGCGUGUUCGACUAUUCUGAACGUCAAGGAGCUGGAAGGCAACAUUGCAAUUGUCGAGAGAUCGAACUGUGUGUUCCAAUUGAAAGCGCAGUUGGUUCAGGACGCCGGAGCUAUUGGAUUAAUAGUGAUAGGUAAGAAAUUUGAACAAAAAUCUAUCAAAAAACAAUUUUUCAGAUCAUGAGAAAGGAACAACAUUUACAAAAGAGCGACCUCCGUUCUCAAUGGCAGCUGACAAAGAUGGAGCUAACAAAAUUGGAAUUGCCGCCGUUUUCCUAUACCAUGUAGAGGGAGAGUAUUUGUUGGAAAGCUUGAGAAAACAUCCCAAGGCUUUGGUUACCCUUUCCACGGAAAUCACACCGCAUGGUAGGACAUUUAUUAACCAAAAGUCUAUAGGUCAGUACUUUUUGCAGACUACCUCAUUGAACAGUUCUUCAAAAUGGGAAAAGUGCACGAUGAGUUUGACUUUCCUCAAUGCGACAGUGAAGAGGGAGAGAUUCUGGUGUUCGACCUCGAUCCAGAAUUCCCAGAGAUUAUCCUCAAUCUUCGAUUCAACGGAAUCACGCAGCAAAGUGAUCCUCGUCUGCAUCAAGAGGCCAGUUUUCUCUUUUUUAUUUUGUCAACAACACUAGUUUCAGAUCGUUGAGAGACAUGUCGCUGAGCUCCAGAAGUACUUGGAAUUCGGGGAUGUUGGCUAUGACCUCAAGUUUUACGAGUUCUUCCGUUCUGCCGCCUACGGUGCACUGGAUCUUAAUGUGGACAACUCCAAGUUGGAAAUCACUCUGGAAGCCCUGAGCACAGUGACAAAACGAGUAAUUCCUCCGUCGGUCUAUGCACGAUUACCGGGUGAAAUAACGAGGGUAAGAAAGAAUCGAUUCUUUUGAGAUCUAAUGAAAAAUGCAUGAGAUUUCAGGUCCGUUGCGUACCCAAGGGUUUAGAAUUGACGUGUGCAAACAUUCCGGUCAUUUAA
Caenorhabditis sp. 36 PRJEB53466 is the source of this 4133-nucleotide messenger RNA. Lineage: Eukaryota; Metazoa; Nematoda; Chromadorea; Rhabditida; Rhabditidae. The record is from the annotation of a GenBank genome assembly.